Messenger RNA from Pyricularia oryzae 70-15, 690 nucleotides. Its product is annotated as oxidoreductase. Gene Ontology annotation, cellular component: cytoplasm; nucleus. The transcript has a single exon. Bases 1 to 690 code for a protein of 229 amino acids. Gene Ontology annotation, biological process: secondary metabolite biosynthetic process. The record is from RefSeq and is a predicted model, not a curated record. Lineage: Eukaryota; Fungi; Ascomycota; Sordariomycetes; Magnaporthales; Pyriculariaceae.
AUGGGCCUCGCCAAACGGCCCUCCAAAGCCAUCCUCUGCCUCCACGGCGGGGGCGCAUCAGCCGACAUCUUCCGCUUCCAGACCUCGUCUCUGCGCGCCGCCCUGGCCCAGUACUACGACCUGCUCUACGCCUGCGCCCCGCACGUCGCCACGCCGGGCCCGGACGUGCUCCCCUUCUUCGCCGGCAUGGACCCCUUCUACAGCUGGUUCAGGGAGGUGCACGACGACCCCGCCGCCGAGGUCGCCACCUUCAACCAGUCCGUCCGCCGCAGCGUCGACGCCUACCUCGCCGCGAACCCGGGCAGCACCAUCGCCGGCGUCCUGGGCUUCAGCCAGGGCGCCGUCGCCAGCACCCUGCUCCUGUGGCAGCGGCAGGUCGCGCUCGUCACCUGGCUGCCCGACCUGCGCUUCGCCGUCCUGCUGUGCCCCGGCUACAGCGACGUCGCCACGCGCUACAUGCUCGACGUGUGCGCCGCCCAGGGCCGCGGCCCCGAGGAGGUUGUCGUCGCCUUGCCGACCCUGCACGUCCACGGCCGCCAGGAUACCGUCAACCUGCCGCAGAGCAGGCGCAUGUACGCCACGCACUACAAGGGCGCCCAGCUGUUGGAGUUUGACGGCGAGCACGAGGUGCCCAAGCGGGUGGGCGACGUCAAAAAGAUUGUCGACUAUGUCCUGCAGAUCCCCGUUUAG